CUGAGGGAUGCUGUCAACACAACACCAUCACAGCUGACAUUACAGCAUCACGGGGCGGAGAUUCAGAGGAUUUUGUGAAGUAUUUAUCGAUCUGUUUGAGCUUUGGCCAACACACGGCUGUCCUUCCCUAGAGAACAACUUUAAUCUCUCGAAAUGUGCUGAUAUAAACCAGGUUAGGGACUGAACUCUUAAAGCCCUGCUUUGAAGAUAAGAUCCGAUGAUUUGGUGAAAGAUGAUAAGAUCAGAUUAGCCUUCACUCGCUUGCCCUUACUCUGGAAACUUAUUUUUUGCUUGUUGUUCCACGCAACAGUUCAAAAGUGUUUCUCCAACGCGUCCUCCAAAAACUCAGACUGUUUUCCGAAGCAGACGAGGUUCAGCCAGCUCAUGCCGAAGUUAUGGGAAGCGUGAGAGCGCACCGCUACAGCAUAGUUUCAUCAGAAGAAGGCGGUAUGAAGUUGUCGCCCAUCGCCAUGCAAAAUGGCUUCGGCAAUGGAAACGCAGGCGGGAAAGUGCCCACGCAGAAUCAAACGCAAAGCCGCUUUGUAAACAAAGACGGCCGCUGCAACGUGCAGUUCAUCAACAUGAGCGAGAAAGGUCAGCGGUACCUGGCUGACAUCUUCACGACGUGUGUUGACAUUCGCUGGCGUUGGAUGAUGGUCAUCUUCUGCCUCUCUUUCUUGCUCUCCUGGCUUCUUUUCGGAGUCAUAUUUUGGCUAGUCGCACUUUGGUCGGGCGAUUCGGAAAAUCAAGAGCAGAUAUGCAUUUCAAACGUAGACAGUUUUACGGCUGCAUUCCUGUUUUCCGUGGAGACGCAAACGACUAUUGGUUACGGUUAUCGCUAUGUGACGGAGGAGUGUCCGUUUGCUGUCUUUGUGGUGGUCUUCCAGAGCAUUUUUGGAUGCAUCAUUGAUGCUUUUAUCAUUGGUGCGGUCAUGGCCAAGAUGGCCAAGCCCAAAAAAAGAAAUGAAACCCUCGUGUUUAGUUAUUACGCCACGAUAGCCAUGAGAGACGGCAAGCUGUGCCUGAUGUGGAGAGUCGGGAACCUACGAAAGAGUCACCUGGUGGAGGCUCACGUCCGAGCCCAGCUUCUCAAAUCUCGCACCACUGCUGAGGGAGAGUUUAUCCCACUGGAUCAAAUAGACAUUGAUGUUGGGUUUGACACUGGUAUUGACCGGAUAUUUUUAGUGUCCCCUAUUACCAUUGUCCAUGAGAUCGACGAGGACAGUCCAUUUUAUGACAUGAGCAAACAGGAACUGGAAAAUUCUGAGUUGGAAAUAGUUGUGAUUUUGGAGGGGAUGGUGGAGGCCACCGCCAUGACCACUCAAUGUCGCAGCUCGUACGUGACGAGCGAAAUCCUGUGGGGCCAUCGGUUCGAGACGGUACUUUUUGAAGAGAAAAACCUUUACAAGGUGGACUACUCGAGGUUUGAGAACACCUACGAGGUUCCCAGCACUCCACAAUGCAGCGCCAGAGACUUGGCCGAAAAGAAGCUCAUGAGGUCCAGUUCAAACUCUUUCUGUUAUGAGAAUGAAGUAGCCUUCAUGGAUAAAGAGGAUACGGAGGAUGACGAUGAAGACGAGAAACAGAGUAGCGUUACAAGGGACAGUGUGGCCAUGAAGGGAUCCAAUGUUGAUGUGGCCACAGUUUCUAGUCAGGAUACAUUACCUUUACAGCUCACACCUUUUAGACAGCAACCUGAAAUGUGACAGGCUGAUUUCAUAUUUGAAUGAAAGGAUGAUUUAUAUAUAUAAUGAUGAUAACGAUGAUGAAGAGUUUGGUCUACAGCAUUCACGAAAUUGAAAAAAGCUGGGACAAGGCUAUAGACCAAAACAUUGUCGUUGGUUUUGAGGAGAACCCCAACAAUACUGAAGCUGCACGUGAAGGUUGAGUUGCAAAAACUUAUCUGACAGUAUACAACAGGAGUAAUACACAUUUUAUAUACAGUAAUCUCUGUUCCAAAUCGAAAGUUGCUUUCUACUGCAUACUUUGGCAGGUGUAUAUUCUAAGAUAGCAUUCUUACUACAAUUGCCCCUAUAAAGUGAGCAAUUCAGUUUAGUUAAAGGGGACUUAUCAUGAAAAUCUGACUUUUCCAUGUUUAAGUGCUAUAAUUGGGUCCCCAGUGCUUCUAUCAAAGGCGCUCUAAGCGAAUUGACGCGUUUUAGACCAUAAAAUUUUUUUGUUACAUAUAGCAAACAUCUCCUCACUAUCUGCUUGCUGCCUGUCCGCUGAUCAAACUGUAAAAAAACGCGAUCUCUGUAGACAGCGCUCAGGCUCGACAAACGGCAAUAUCAACAUAGUGGCCAAACCUAGCACAACAAAACAUAACAAAGUGUUCCAGCCAAUAAACGACAAGAAGGAUUUGGGGGUGGGGGUUGGGCGCGUUCAUGAAAGCACGGACGGGAGAGGGAGGGGGAGGCGUUAGCUACGCUCCGUUUGUUUGAAAACAGUUCAAACAUCAACAGGAAGUGACGUCGCACAUUAUUCGCUUAGAGAGCCUUCAACCUAGACAAUGUGAAAAGAGCAAUCCAGUAACUUAGUUUAGGUAAAGGAUGUGAAAAAAAUAGGUCAUUAAAAUUUUGCUCCCCUGGUGAUGUCAGAAAAGGAUAAUACCCCCCUUAAUCUGCACUAUCCAACCACGGCACUGCCAUUUAGUGCAGAGAUCAACUCAUUUGCAUUUUAAAGGACACACCCAAAACUGGCACAUUUUUGCUCACACCUACAAAGUGGCAAUUUUCACAUGCUAUAAUAAAUUAUCUAUAUGAUAUUUUGAGCUAAAACUUCACAUACAUACUCUGGGGACACCAAAGAUUUAUUUUACAUUUUAAAAAAGUCUUGUGAAAUGUCCCCUUUAAGUUUGGUUUUUGGAGGCUGUAAUGACAAUGAGAUUGAACAGCAAAUGUUUUCUUGUCAUCUUAUAUCAACUAUGCUAUUAAAUUAAAUUAAAUU
Messenger RNA from Misgurnus anguillicaudatus (oriental weatherfish), 2946 nucleotides. Its product is annotated as inward rectifier potassium channel 2. NCBI's taxonomy places the organism in Eukaryota, Metazoa, Chordata, Actinopteri, Cypriniformes, Cobitidae. Gene Ontology annotation, cellular component: plasma membrane. Gene Ontology annotation, biological process: potassium ion import across plasma membrane; regulation of monoatomic ion transmembrane transport. Gene Ontology annotation, molecular function: inward rectifier potassium channel activity. The record is from RefSeq and is a predicted model, not a curated record.